UUUCUAAGUGGGUGUAAUCUGAGUUGUGACUGGUCAAGUUGUCUGUUCAUCUUACCUUCAGGGCCACAGAAAAGAUCCUGGCUCGAGCUCGACAACUGGUGGACGUUAAAAAGGAAGACGGCUUUUCUGCCCUUCAUCUGGCUGCUCUCAACAACCACAGAGACGUCGCCGAGGUCCUCAUCAAGGAGGGGCGCUGUGAUGUCAAUAUCCGCAACAACCGAAACCAGUCACCGCUGCAGCUGUCCGUCACUCAGGGCCACACGGACCUGGUGCAGCUGCUGGUGGACGAGGGCGCCGAUGUCAACAUGGAGGACGAGGACGGUGACACGGCGAUGCACGUGGCCCUGCUUCGCCCGCAGCUGGCCAACGUCAUGCUCUCCCCGUCAGCAGGGGGCAGCAGCACGGAGGAGGGCAGCGACGGCUGCUCGUCCACGUCGCUCUACUGCAGGCUGAAUGCCUCGGGUCUCCUGGGGAACACCGAGCUGAACGUCGCCAUGGCGAUUGCUUGUUUUCUGGCCCAGGAAGGUGCUGACAUCAGCUACGCCAACCACAAGGGCAAGAGUCCUCUGGACUUGGUGGGAGACAGCACCAUGAUGCAGCUCAUUAAGAACUUUUCUGAGAAGCACAGGUUGCAGCGCCUGCAGGCCAUCACGUGUGGGCAGGGCCUGAGCAGCGCGAGCCUGCGGCGGGUCCACACAACACCCAACACCAUGACCAACCUGGUUUUUCCCACACCGGCCGGUCCCAGUGAAUGCCUCAUCUGUUCUGAACUGGCUCUGCUGGUUCUGUUCUGCCCCUGCCAGCACAGCGUGGCCUGUGAAGAAUGUGCACAUCGCAUGAAGAAAUGCAUCAAAUGUCAGGUCACAAUAACCAAGAAAAUACGACAAGAUCAAACCGAGGUGGACUGCAGCCCCGGCACCGAGAACUCUGAGCAGCACAACCUGCUGGAGCAGCUGCAGUCCCGCUACAGGCAGAUGGAGGAGCGCAUCACCUGCCCCAUCUGCAUUGACAACCACAUCAAGCUGGUCUUCCAGUGUGGCCACGCCUCCUGCAUCGACUGCAGCGCCGCGCUCAAGACCUGCCCCAUCUGCAGGCAGACCAUCCGGGAGCGGAUCCAGCUGUUUGUCUGAGCUCCAGGUUUGUGUCCUCCUGGGUCCGCCGCCCCACUGAACCCAGAGACAGACCCCAGGAAGGGCUGCGGAGGUGCGCUGCUCUCAUGGCCCUCUCGUCUCUGGCUGCCGCACCUCACCGGCGGCGAUCAAACAUUCGUACAACUUUUUUUCUAAAGAGACGCUGCUGUAGAUCGCUCAGAGUUUGCUGUUACACUUUUGGUUCAUUUCCAUCUGGAACAGCCCAGGAACAUUGCUUUAAUUUAAAUUCCUGCUGCAGGACAGACUCUGAGCCAAGCCCGGGAGGAAGUGCACGAGGCAGAGUGGACGUGACGCCUCCCUCCGUUUCGAAUCCUCUUGAUUGAUAAAGGAGCGACUUGGGGGAAUGGGGGGGGUUUGUUUCCUCCUCGUAUUUCCUGUUGUACUUUGUCCGACCCUUUUGCUGCUUUAAGUGGAUGUCUGUUACCCAUCAUCCUCUGUGGUUUUCUGGUCUCUUUUGUUUACAUGUCUGCACAGAGGUCGGUUGUUGUCCUGGCGCUCCUUGUCCCGUGAAGUACAUCGCUCCCAUUUACAUCCAUCUCUUAAUUCUCAAAGUAACGCUCUGCAGAGAGAGGGUAUAGCUGAAAGCUCUCUAUGCAGACCCCAAAACACUUCUGUCUAUAUGCAAAGGGAGACAGACACUAUAUAUGCAUGAGUAUAUGCAUAUUAUCCAACUGAAAACAACUUGUUUUGUCACAGAUAAACUAGGGUUUUGUUUUACUCUAGGGUUACGCUUGUGGUUGCCAAUGUACCUUUGACUACAAAGUUUUAUUUAUGUGUGAAAGAUGUUUUGUCUUGUUUUUUUUGUUUUGUGUUUUGUUUCUACUGAGGUUUAACCCAAGCCUACGUCUGCUACUCAGGGUAUUGCAUCUUGGAAGCACUUGGAAUAUCCAUAAAUGUUUUAAGAGCCCUUUCCCAGACUCUCACACCAACACCAUUACAGCGCGUUGUAUCGAUUUGUUCUGGUGGAUCACCAAGAGGAAGAAAUGGGACAAAAACAAAUAGAUUUUGACAUUAAUGACUAAAAUAAACACAAAACGUGUCAUUUCUCAGUUGAAAUGUGGACUGUCGCGGAGCAGAUUCUGCGAAAAGACCUUAAUUUCCCAAAACAUACAAAAUGAAGAAGUGAGAAGGUGCAAACUCUUCCAAAUGAAAAAAAAAAAAAGGAUCCAAAUUUGGAUUAACAUGGAUUAUCUUUUCAGGCUAAAGCAUCUCAAGUUUUCUUUUCACAAAUCAAAAAAAUCAAAUCAAAUUUUGUUUGUAUAGCAGAUUUCAGCAGCAAGGCAUUUCAAAGUGCUUUACAUCAUAUCAGACAAAAAAACAUUGAAUCAACAAAUUAUACUAGAAAUCUCAUAUUGACACACAUUCUCUCUGGUUCACAAGAAAAUAGGCCUCACUAAUUAUGACAGUUGAAAUUAAUAUCAGUUCUUCACAUUUUAUUUAUUUCUGCUUCAUGCUUACGGUGAGUUUAGCUGAUCAUGAGUGCAGCUCUGGGGGUCUGCAGGCGGCCAGCAGCUGUCCCACACACCGUUAUUAGGCUAUUAGCAUUACGCUGCAUAAAUGUGAAACAUAGAGAAAGUUAUAUGUGCUUGUCCUGAGUUAUUUCACAAUCUGUUGACCUUAUUCAGCUCCAAAAAUAUAAAAGAUAUAAAAUACCGAGGAGGAACCUCAUGAGCUGUUACCCCGGCUGAUGGCCUCUGAUCAUGUUGUGAUGACUUUUGAUAGAGCGUCUUUUAUUGAUUUUAUUCAACAUUUUUAACAAAGAAAAGCUUUUUUUUAUAGAGAACAAAACACCUGUUUUGUCAUUUUUGGUGACAACGGUGCUGAUUAGGGCAACACAAUUUAUAGAAUGAAGGUUUUUAUUUCUGCUUUUUUUUUAUUUCUUUUUUUUUUAUCCAGGAGCAGUUUGAGUAGCUCUGCUCUUUUAGUGAAGAUGGGUCAGGUCAGUUUGGGGUCAUUUCUGCGUCUGACCGCUCAACUAUAUGCUUUGACAUACCUCUCCAAGUCUGUGAAUGUGAGCCACUUGGACCUUGCAGAUGAGCGAAUUUUUUUGUUGUUGUUUUUUUGUUGUUUUUUGAUGGUCGCCCAGCCAGCAGCACAGAUGACGACACGCCCGUCAUCAUCAGGCCUCAUGGUGAAACAGUCUAGACAGUAGGAAUUACUGCAGAUACAAUGAGUGCAGGCCCACUAGGAAAGUGGUUUGAAAUGCGUCAUAGCAUGCGUUUAGGGUUGUUUCCAUGUGGUCGGGUUGUCCAGGACGGGUGUUGGUGCCGGUUGUUGUCCAAACAUCCCCAAUCAAUACAAGAAGGUUCCACACAACUUUACGUCUGAUUGUGUUGGUCUGCUCCUUGUCACUGGAUUCCCCCUAUUUAAUGAGGGUCAUGCUUUGUUUUGUUUUUUUGGUAUGUUUUAGUUUUUAUCAGGUGUAUCGUGCAAUGUGUAAUCACACAUCUUGUCUUACCAGUGGAGUAUUUCAGAAGCAAGCCGCCCCGUUUUUUCCUCCUCUGGAGUUCUGGAUUGUACAUCAGCUUUGUCGUUUUAUUACUUUUUUUUUUUGUAUGUUGUGUUUUCUUUGAAGGGCUUAUGCAUAUAGGACAACAACAACAACAACAACAACAACAACAACAACAAAAAUCUAGUCUAAUUUUAAUUGAAUCCUUUUUCUUAUUUUUUUCUUUUUUAUCUGGAACUUCCAGAGACAGGAGGCGUUUUUAAAGUCCUCGGUGUCUCCCCGACGGUGGGAGAGACAAUGUUAAAGAUGUACAUGUGAAUGUUGGUAGGGGAGAUAAUGUAUCCUGUCUCACGCUGCCUUUUUUUUUUAUGUGUGAAGAAAAACAAAAAACGUCUAAAGAAAAAAAAAAAAAAGUUAGGAUAUCCUUGUGGUUUAUGAGGAGGAAAUGACUUUUACAUCAGUGCCAAAUCGCAUGAGGAUGUGCAUGAACAUGAACAUGAACAUGCACAUGCACGCCCGUUACUACACAGAUGCUCUCUUCUACCCCAGAACCCCCUCCACGUCAGACGGGGGGCAGAUUAUUCAAGCGGUGUGUUACAAAGCAUAGCGUCGGGUUCGACUCCGGAUCAGACGCAUUUCUUUCUCUCUCCCUGUUUGUGGUGUUAGCCUUCCAGCUUCAGCAGUCACACUCUGAACCUCUACGACAGAAGACGCUACUCUCAUUCCCAAAACGUGAUCCGUUCUGAGCUUUUUACAACUAUAUACUUAUAUAUAAUAUAUACAUAUAUAUAUAUUUAUAUUUACAUUAUCAAUCAAGGGACAUGUUUCUUAUAGAAGUUUCAGUAUUUAAAGAUUGUCCUUUGGUGUUCUGAGUUGAUGGGUUUACAGGUGAGGCAAUAAUGUUUAAGAGAAAAAAAAUGUGUGAAGCUGUUUUCAUUUCCUUUCCUCCUUUUUAAGGAGUCUUGCUGUGAGCACGGCGAAACGGUUUCUGUACAAAAGUUCUUAAUUAAAGCAGCAAAAUGUUACUGUCGGUGUUUGUACAGUUCGACUCUCGGAGUUCUGAUGUUGGCCUUACUGUCCAUUCCUCCUCCGUUGAUGUUUCUUUUUUCAGUUGAAUUCUGUACAAAAAUAUUUUGCAAUAAAUAUGGAACUGUUUUUUAAAA
Messenger RNA from Gambusia affinis (western mosquitofish), 4763 nucleotides. RefSeq names its product E3 ubiquitin-protein ligase MIB2-like. The transcript has 6 exons. Lineage: Eukaryota; Metazoa; Chordata; Actinopteri; Cyprinodontiformes; Poeciliidae. Bases 306 to 1130 code for a protein of 274 amino acids. Gene Ontology annotation, molecular function: ubiquitin-protein transferase activity. The record is from RefSeq and is a predicted model, not a curated record. Gene Ontology annotation, cellular component: cytoplasm. Gene Ontology annotation, biological process: protein ubiquitination.